CGGUGGGAUCAGAGCUGCAAAAGUCCGCGCUCUCCGACCUCCCUCGGCUCGCCCUUCUGACAGAACUUUUCAAGACAACUGACACGUCCUAAACAAGGCCAGUGGACGGACAAACAAAAUCCAAAAGGACGCCCAUAACAAAUGUUGUCAAAGUAAAAUAAAAGGGAUGCCCGGAGGACCGUAAACGCUGCUCAACUCCUAGAAGGUCUCCCCUUCCGCGUCUCCCCCAGAAUCACCAGACAGCGAGAGGGAGAGAGACAGUGUCGAGCGCUCUCUAGUAUCUGCCCUCUGCGAGAGACCUGUUUGCGGCUGCAGCCAUGGUCCGUGGUGAGAUGGCUGUGUCCCUCUGGUGAGCGAGGGGACCGGAAGGGCUGGAGACAUGGUGGGACAGAGGACUGGGGACCGCACUGAAGCUUGUUACUGGAGUCACCAUGGAAACGGUAUGGAGGACCCUGGCUUGCAUCGUCACCAUCGCCAUGGUUGCCACCGAAGCUGUGGAGAAUGAGCCUGCGGAGGAGUUCACUCGGUCUCAAGCUGAGUUUCUGUCCGGCCUGGGCCAGUAUGAGAUUGCCGUACCGGUGCGGGUGGGGCCCCAGGGGGAGCCCUUGGACGCGGAGGGGCCGGAGGAGGACGGGCCCCCCCAGGCCCGGAGGCGUCGGCGCAGCGCCGGUGGAGCCGGGAGCCAUGGCUCCUCCCCCCAGCUCUUCUACCAGCUGUCCACGCCACGCAGCAACUUCCUGCUCAACCUGACCCUCCAGGAAAACCUGCUGUCCAGGCAGUUCCGCGUGGAGUACUGGAGGAGGGGCCAGGUGGCCUGGAGCCACGCCUACUCGCCCAACUGUCACUACGUGGGUCACCUCCAGGACAGGCCCCACUCCAGCCAAGUGGCUCUCAGCAACUGCAAUGGCCUGCAGGGGGUGAUUGUUUCAGGCGGCGAGGAGUACCUCAUCGAACCUCUGGCCCCCCCAACAAACCACACCAGGGUGGAGAGGGCGGAGGGGCACCCUCACGUGAUCUACAAGAGGUCUUCGCUGCGGCACCAGUACAUGGACCAGUCCUGCGGGGUCAUCGAUGAGAAGCCGGGCAAGGGCGUGGCCUGGUGGCAGCGGACCCUGAAGACUCCGCCCCAUCGCGGACAGCUGCCCCUCAAGCGCUCCGUGAGCCGCGAGCGCUACGUGGAGACGCUGGUGGUGGCCGACAAGAUGAUGGUGGGCUACCACGGGCGCCGUGACAUCGAGCAGUACAUCCUGGCCGUCAUGAAUAUUGUUGCCAAACUGUUCCAGGAUUCUAGCCUGGGGAACGCAGUAAACAUUGUGGUGACCCGCCUAAUCCUGCUCAUGGAGGACCAGCCGUCGUUAGAGAUCAACCACUACGCUGGGAAGUCUCUGGACAGCUUCUGCAAGUGGCAGAAAUCCAUCCAGCAUCGCAACGGCAACGGCAACGCCAUCCCCGAUAACGGCAUCGCUCACCACGACACAGCGGUGCUCAUCACCAGGUACGACAUCUGCAUCUACAAGAACAAGCCCUGUGGAACCCUAGGCCUAGCCCCUGUGGGAGGGAUGUGUGAGCCUGAGAGGAGCUGCAGCAUCAACGAGGACAUCGGCCUGGCGACGGCCUUCACCAUCGCCCACGAGAUAGGACACACGUUCGGGAUGAACCACGACGGCGUGGCCAACGUGUGCGGCUCCCGCAGCCAGGACACGGCCCAGCUGAUGGCUGCCCACAUCACCAUGAAGACCAACCCCUUCGUCUGGUCCGCCUGCAGCCGCGACUACAUCACCAACUUCCUGGACUCAGGAAUGGGCUCCUGCCUCAACAACGUGCCCCCCAAGCAGGAGUUUGUGUACCCCACCACGGCGCCGGGCCAGGCCUAUGAUGCGGACGAGCAGUGUCGCUUCCAGUACGGGGUGAAAUCCCUCCAGUGUAAAUACGGGGAAGUGUGCAGUGAGCUGUGGUGCAUGAGCAAGAGCAACCGCUGCAUCACCAGCAGCAUCCCCGCAGCGGAAGGAACCAUCUGUCAGACCAACACCAUAGAAAAGGGGUGGUGCUACAAGCGUGUGUGCGUGGCCUACGGGACACGCCCCGAGGGGGUGGACGGGGGCUGGGGUCUCUGGUCGCCCUGGGAGGAGUGCAGCCGCACCUGUGGAGGAGGGGUGUCCUCUUCCCUGCGCCACUGUGACAGCCCCAGGCCAACCAUCGGGGGGAAGUACUGUCUGGGGGAGAGGAAGCGAUUCAGAUCCUGCAACAUGGACGAGUGCCCUGCAGGUUCCCAUGAUUUCCGGGAGAUGCAGUGCUCUGAGUUUGAUGGCGUUCCUUUCCGAGGAAAGUUCUACACCUGGAAGCCCUACAGGGGGGGUGGAGUGAAGUCCUGCUCCCUCAACUGCCUGGCGGAGGGAUACAACUUCUACACAGAGCGCGCUCCGGCCGUGGUGGACGGGACACCUUGCCGCGACGACUCCCUGGAUGUGUGUGUGAACGGGGAGUGCAAGCACGUGGGCUGUGACCGGAUCCUGGGCUCGGACGUGCGCGAGGACCGCUGCAGGACGUGCGGCGGCGACGGCAGCAGCUGCGAGGUCGUGGAGGGCGUCUUCAACGACUCGCUGCCCGAAGGAGGUUAUGAAGAGGUGGUUGUAAUCCCUAAGGGCUCAGUGUUCAUACAUAUCCAGGAGCUCAACGUCUCCCUCAACUACCUUGUGCUGAAGGGUAAAGGGGACCAGUACUUCAUCAACGGGAAGCUGACCAUCGACACCCCUCGCACGUUCGACAUCGCCGGGACCACGUUCCACUACCGCCGGCCCGUCGACAAGCCUGAAACCCUGCAGGCCCUGGGCCCCACCAACAUCUCUCUCAUCAUCAUGGUGCUGGUGAGGGAGGAUAAUCCAGGGAUCCACUACCAUUUCAACCCUCCUGUCAGCAGGGACCUCCUGAGUGGUUACGCCUGGCAUUACACUUCCUGGGCCUACUGCUCCUCCCCCUGUGCUGGAGGUGUUCAGCUGCAGCAGGUGGUGUGUAAGAAGCAGGCGGACCACUCGGUGGUCUACAAUCACUUCUGUGACAGGAAGAGCAAACCCAAGGACAAGAAACGGGCCUGCAACUCAGAGCCGUGCUCCCCCAACUGGUGGACAGGUGACUGGUCCGAGUGCAGUCGCAGCUGUAACGGGGGCCUGAGGACCAGGGAGGUGCUGUGUAAGAGGAGGGUCUCCCCCUCGGAGCACAAGGUCCAGGAUGACUCCGCCUGCACCUCCCCUCCGCCCCCCCUCACCGAGCCUUGCAGCACCCACACCUGCCCCCCUGAGUGGCUGGCCCUGGACUGGUCAGAGUGUAACCCGGGCUGUGGCCCAGGGUUCAGGCACCGAGUCGUCCUGUGUAAAAGUGGCGAGAGCGGGGACACUGUCCCCGAGUCCCGCUGCCCCAAACAUGGCCGCCCGACCUCCAGGGUGCGCUGUAACCUGCAGCGCUGCCCCCCCCCUCACUGGGUCACCGGACCCUGGGGAGAGUGUUCCUCUCGGUGUGGUCUGGGUCAGGAGAUGCGUUUGGUGCAGUGUCUCACCCACACCGGCCAGCCGGCCGUCGAGUGUCCGGACCUCCAGCGGCCGGCGGCCAUGCAGCAGUGCAAGAGCAGGUGUGACCUCACCAUCCCCACCGACAACCCAGAAGAGUGUAAAGACGUGAACACGGUGGCGUACUGCCCCCUGGUGCUCAGGUUUAAGUUCUGCAACCGGCAGUACUUCAGGCAGAUGUGUUGCAAGACCUGCCAAGGACACUGACUCCAGAUGUCUGGGAUUCCAGGAGCCCCCUCUGCUGGUCACAACAUCUUAUAUCGUACAACUGCAAUCCAUGUCAUGUUUCCAUCAACAACAAAAAAAGGAUUUAAAAAAAUCAAAGAUUUUUAUUAUAUGAACGUAUGUGUUAUAUUUGGACUAUUUUGUUACCAUGUUAAUGACUGUGUUUUUUUUGUAGCACAAAAUAUUCAAGAAUCAUGUCUAAUAUCCAGCUAUGAACAAGAGGUUGAUUUGCAAGUUUGACUUAUAAGCUAUAAGGAUACCUGUUUUUGUGAUUGUCUGUGUGAAAUCAGCGUUCUCUGUCCACGCUCACCUCAGUCUGCUUGCCACUGUCUGCCAUGUCAGUGACUCCUGUCAGUGACUCCUGUCAGUGACUGCUGUCCAUCCACAGUGACUCCUGUCAGUGACUCCUGUCAGUGACUCCUGUCAGUGACUGCUGUCAGUGACUUCUGUCCAUCCACAGUGACUCCUGUCAGUGACUCCUGUCAGUGACUCCUGUCAGUGACUCAAGUCAGUGACUCCUGUCAGUGACUCCUGUCAGUGACUCCUGUACAUCCACAGUGACUCCACAUCAGCCUCUCUGCCUCAGCAAUCCACUGUUCCCAGCUGCAGAGCCAGCAUGCUGCCUUGUCAACAUGAGCCCAGGCCAGCCCUGGCUAGUGUUUCCCCCCUGGAACUAGACCACAAGACCACACGCUGCUCAUGUCUGUUACUGUCAUAAGAAACUAAAUCUCUCUGCUCAGAUUCACGCGUUGACAUUUGCAAAACAUUUGACUUUUUAAUUCAUUUGGCAGAAUGUUUUCAUCCAUCGCAACGUACAAGUAGUGCAUUUAAAAAGUUCAGUUAAAGAUCAAGAGUCAUAAAUUCAUAGUUCAGUUUACUCCAGGCUUCAACAUGGUCCAUACAAGAACCUUUCUAUUUAGGGCACAGUACAACAAGCUCAGCCUGUUAAAUCAACAACAUCAACAACAAACCUUUUCAGUCAAGCGUUGGAGCUGUUCUCUUGAUAAGGGAGUAACUAUAUUGUUAUGAAUCCCUAAUGGUGCUUAGGAAUGGUGCUAUUUCUUCAAUAAUUGUGUUUUAUUUGUAUUUUUUAUAUAUAUGAUGUGUUGGUUGGAAUGGAUGUCGGUUCUGAGGAGUCUAGGUCGAGUUGUGUGUGACCAACAGCCUCUCUGCUUCCUGUGGAGAGGAGGAAGAGAUGUCUAACUUCUCCACUACAGCACUGGCAGCAACCCAGUGAAUUUCUGUCCGAAUAUAUGCAACACAGGCAUUUUUUUAUACUAUCCAAGUCAUCACGAAACUGUUUGGAACUUGAGUGUGUACCUUCAGGCUACGAUGAAUAUGUAAGCUAAAGUAGUGUUGUCGUUUUUUUGUAAUAAUUUUUACCUUGCAGGACCUAUGGUCUAUGUCUAAACACCAUUUUUUGUUUUUCUGUGCAAAAGAGAGGGAUCUGUCUGUUGUUGUUCCCAUGCUAAUUGUACUGUAUGUUCGGUAGCAUAGAAAGCAUCCCUUCCUGUUCCCUAUAUACACCGUCUGAAAUGAACAUAUUCAAGUGAAUAAAUAUGGCGCAUUGUU
Osmerus eperlanus (European smelt) is the source of this 5357-nucleotide messenger RNA. It is a transcript of the gene adamts10, whose product is annotated as ADAM metallopeptidase with thrombospondin type 1 motif, 10. Gene Ontology annotation, biological process: proteolysis; extracellular matrix organization. Bases 432 to 3767 code for a protein of 1111 amino acids. Gene Ontology annotation, cellular component: extracellular matrix. NCBI's taxonomy places the organism in Eukaryota, Metazoa, Chordata, Actinopteri, Osmeriformes, Osmeridae. Gene Ontology annotation, molecular function: metalloendopeptidase activity. The record is from RefSeq and is a predicted model, not a curated record. The transcript is spliced from 25 exons.